GAGUCAGCGCGCGCUUGCACGGUAAGAGCAUCUCACGCUUCAAAUGGUCUUUGUAUGUUUUAAUUCAAUUUCAAGAGCAGGUACAGUACACUAUAUUAAUAUUAAUAACAUUAUACGUUAAUCAAGAAUUUGUUAUAGAUUAACUAUUAUUAAGUAUAUAUCUAUGUAUUACAGAUUUAUUAAGUAUUUGUAUUAUAAUUAAACAAAUCACACCAAUAAAUAAACCACUGUUUAACCCUUUGAGUUCAGAAUUACAACACAUAGACACAUUGAAUGACACAAACAAAGCACAUUUAUAACUAACUUAUAGUUGAGUGGCAAAACCAGUCAUGAGGGUCAAUUUUUUUAAAUAUAGAUUUAAGUUAUACAUCAUCUGAAGCUGAAUAAAUCAUCUCUCCAGUGAUGUGUGGUUUGUUCGGAGGACAAUAUUUGUCUGAGAUACAACUAUUAGAAAAUCUGGAAUCUGAGGGAGCAAAAACAUCUAAAUAUUGAGAAAAUCAUCUUUAAAGUUGUUCAAAUGAAGCUCUUAGCAAUGCAUAUUACUAAUCAAACAUUAGGUUUUGAUUUAUUUACGGUAGGAGAUUUACUAAAUAUCUUCAUGAACAUGAUCUUUACUUAAUAUCCUAAUGAUUUUUGGCAUAAAAGAGAAAUGUAUAAUUGUGACUCAUACAAUGUAUUGUUGUCUAUUGCUGUAAAUACACGUCUGUGACACUGAUGACUGCUUCUUCUUCCUUCCUUUCAAAGGAUUGUGUGAAUUUCUGGGUGAACUGUAGAAGUUGAUGUUAUUCUGCGAUCUGAUUGGAUGGGUCUCACACUGUGCUGCUUGCUGAAGGACGCCGGUCCUAAAAAACACUAUAAAUCCCAAUCAGCAUUCGGUCCGUUUUCUGUAGCCCCGCCCAUUCGCCUAGCGGUGCUGUUAGACACGCCCCCCGUCGCCCCAGGAAACCCGCGGUCACAGUGGAGCCACACCUACCUGUCGCCCAAUCUGAAGGUGUGUCCGUCGGGGGGGCGUGUCUCUCGUGCCCGAGUGGAGCAGAGCAGCGAUGCGGUCCGUGGUGCGGUCGGCACGGCGACGGGGCUCCAUAUAUGGGAGGUGAUGUGGGAGGAGCAACAGAGAGGAAGCCAUGCCGUACUGGGUGUGUCCACGCACAAAUGCACCCUUCAGUCCUCGGGCUACACGGUGUUAAUAGGAGGAGACUCAGGUUCCUGGGGCUGGGAGCUCUCGACCAAUCAGCUCUGGCAUGACGGGAGGGCAGGGAGGCGGUACCCUGGGGGCGGAGCCAGGGUCUUAAGUGUUCCAGAUCGUGUGCUAUUGGUGGUGGACGCAGACGCAGGGACGCUGGGUUACGUGGUGGACGACUGCUAUCUGGGCGUCGCCUUCCAGGACCUCCCCAAAGGGGCGGAGCUUUUCCCUGCAGUGAGCUGUGUUUGGGGCGGAGCUCAAAUCUGCAUACGCUACCUGUGUGGCAUGACACGAGACGCACCUGCUCUGGAGGCUCUGAGCCGUCUGUGUGUGCGAGGGGUCCUCGGGGGGGCCGGGCCCCGGGGCCUGAUGCUGUCGGUCCCGUCUGCUCUCCAGCGCCUCCUGCUGGACGCACACUGACACUGCACACACCUUCAUCUCCUCUAGUUCACUGACCCUGGUCACAACAGAAUGGUCUGAACAUCUAUAUUCUCUGACUCCCUUUCCUUCUGUUGCUUUUCUUUUCCUCUCUCUAUUUAUAGAGAUGUAUAGUGAAUAUUAUGUUAAUAUUUGUACACACACAAAUGCAUAAAUUUAUAACUGAGGAAGUCAAUUUUUUUAUCAUAUAUAUUUAUUCACACAUAAUGUAUAUUUUAACAUAUAAAAUGAUAUCUUCUUCCACCUUUUUACAUUUAGUCAUUUGGCAGAUGCCACUGUUAUCUUCCUGUUAUCUCUGUCAUGCUGCUUCCAAAUAAUGUAUUGUAUAAAAGCUCUAUUUUAAUAAAUAUGACUUGACUUGAAAGUAAUAUCACAUCAAAAUAACAUCUUUCAUUAUGAAGAAUAUCAUCAUAUGAGACUGAAUCUCAUGAAAACUAUAUGAAUAAUUAGGAACAGGGGCGGCGUUAGGGGUGGGCUAAGGGGGCUGGAGCCCCGACUGUUUUUAUUACCACCAUGCCAUCAAUGAGUUUUCAUGCCCAAUAAAGUAAUUUAAAUUAGAAUUUAAAUAAAUAUCUCUCGACUCAAGUCCACAGUGUCUGUAAAUUUACCCAAGUAAGUACGCGUUGUCAUUCACAUCCGACGAAAACCGCCCACUGAGUCUAGUGCUUCUGACUGACAUGUAAACUGGCCAAUCAUCGAUGAGCGUCUGUACGAUCCAGCCAAUGAAGUGAGAUCUUUUGGAGGCAGGCGAUCAAUUUAUUCGAAAAUUAAAAUGGAUAUUUAAAAAGUCAUCUUCUUCUUCUUAAAAAAAGGAAGUAAACCCCCCCAGCCAAAACACUUGAAUGCCAAGAUACAAAAGCUUACUUCAGGUAUCUGUAACUUUCAUAUUUAUUUUUCGGUUUUAAAUUGUGUCUGAUUUAACGUCACAUUUUGAACAUGGAACAGUUAACGGUUGCGCAGCACAGUCUGUAGGGGACACACACACACACACUUUUUUUUCUGAAUGAAUCAUCCGUUUCUAACGAAUCCAUUGAUUAAAUGACUGACCGACUCACUCAUUAAGGCAGUGGCAUGCCGCCACCUAGUGGCAAAGUACCAUUCUAAUUUUUUUUCAUAAUUUCAUAUUUCUGUAGCCUAUUCCAAAUUGUAUAUUUGAUACAUUAACCUUCUUAUGAUUAUUUAUGCAAUUUGUAAGUGCUGUGUAAGUGCUCCUUCAAAAAUAUAAGUGUAUAGAGCCCUGCGUUUAUAAUUAUACUUGGCUUUAAACACAGAGAUAAAGUCCUUUGACCGGUAUAUCGUUAUAGAGUAAGAGUGUGUCAGUGCACUGCUUCAUGUUUGCUUCUUAUCCCUGUUCUACCAGGACGAGUGUAGCCAGUCAGGCUUGAUUGGAAAAUAAAAUAAAACAGAGACAGAGACAAAAAAAAAAAAGUGAGAUAGAGACACAACAUCAGCAUAUGUGUCAGGAUAAAAGGGAUAAACUUUAAAUAAAAUGUUUUAAAUUUGUUUUUAUUGUUUUUGUAUAUUUUAAACUAGGUAAAUCUUUCUGAUUUAUUAAAAUAAAAAAGUCACAUACAUGGAUCUCCACUCACCCUAGAACCAACCCUGCUUAUGACAACAAACUGUUAGAAGAAAGGGAUCAUUGGGGUUCUAUAUAGAACCAUAGGGUUCUUUACUCAACUCCAAAGAACCUUUUAUGCUAAAAAGGUUCUAUAAUGACAAGAAAGAACCCUUUUGGCACAAAGGGUUCAUAUCUUGAAUUUUGUGAUCAUUCACAUGCAUUCAUAAAUUCAUUUGAAUACACCGAAUAAUGCAGUGAAAGAACACACUCAAAAUGCACACGCGCACUAUUAUGACUUCAUCAUGAAACUUUACAUUAGCCUAGAUGCCUGCACUUUUUAGGCACGAUUUGUUUAGUUUUUGAAUAUACUUGAUACUGUUAAAAGGCACAUCAUUAAAACAAAAAAUACGAGUUCACAUUUCACACCUAAACAAGCGUGGAAAAUGUAAUUAUAACUAGCUACUAAAUUAGAUACAAAUGCCUAUCCAUAUACAGCUA
Molecule: messenger RNA, 3677 nt
Organism: Carassius gibelio (silver crucian carp)
Lineage: Eukaryota; Metazoa; Chordata; Actinopteri; Cypriniformes; Cyprinidae
Product: SPRY domain-containing SOCS box protein 2
Exons: 3
Coding region: 803-1603 (266 amino acids)
Biological process (GO): proteasome-mediated ubiquitin-dependent protein catabolic process
Cellular component (GO): SCF ubiquitin ligase complex
Molecular function (GO): protein binding
Source: RefSeq, a predicted model, not a curated record